GUCACCCUCGAAACAGCGCGGUGUGUUCGUAAACCAAUCCGGAAUUGCUUAAAAAUUUGUACAAGUUUCUUGUUCUUCCAGAAAUUGGGCCGCAGACGCCGGAACCAGUUGCCGAUGAUACUACAAAAUCGCAGGUGUAGAUUAAAAACUAUGAUUGCAUGGUGAUCGAAGUCCAUUUGUCGACAAACGUUUCACGUUAUUUGCCGUUGGUUGCCGAUUCGAUGCGCACGUCAGUGACGAAAUUGAGGAGGAAACGCUGAGUCAGUUGCCUAUUAUUUGCCAAAGAGUGACAAUCUCGGAAUCAGCGAGGCGCAAUCGGCAAAGAGAAAUAAAGAUUAUACCAAGGUAUCAAUAAAAUGGCAUCAAAAGACGUUAAGGACGACACCACCACCGCUGCCGCUAAGACCGAAAGAUUGUUUACUCGGGCAGAAGUGGCGAAGCAUGCUGGUUCCAAAGAAACGUGGAUCAUCAUACAUAAUAACGUCUAUGAUGUUACUACUUUUCUCAACGAGCAUCCUGGUGGCGAAGAGGUGCUUUUAGAACAAAAUGGACAGGAUGCUACGGAACCUUUUGAAGAUAUUGGACACUCGAGUGAUGCAAGGACUUUGAUGGAAUCCUACAAAAUUGGAGAACUGAUAGAAGAAGAAAGGACAAAAGAUUCGGAAAAGAGAGCUAGAGAUUGGUCCAAUGGAAAUGCAGAGGAAGAUAAUGCUAGUUCUUGGUGGUCCUGGUUGAUACCAAUCGCUCUCGGAGUACUCGCAACCAUCGUCUAUCGCAACUUUAUCAGCGCACAUUAAAGCAUUCCGAGUCCUUAUUUUCAUGUUAUUUACUUGUUAAUAUAUAUAUAUAUAUAAAUGUAUACAUAUGUAUCAAGAAUCAAUUGUUAUAUAUUUUUUCCGAAUGUAUGUCGUGCACCAUUGUUUUCCAUGAACCAAAUAAUACUUAUUUGCUGGCCUAGACUCUAAAACUCAUUGGAAAGAAGAAACAGGGAAAAUGGUCAACGAUAUAUUAUAAAAAUAUAAAAACAGCGCAUUUAUAUAUUUAUAUAUGUAAUACGAAUGUACACAUCUUUAUAUACAUGCAUAUAUAUAUGUAUGUUCGUAUACGCGAUAUCGUUUUCCGAAUUAACACAAUAAAUUAAUUUAAUUCCUUAGAAA
Molecule: messenger RNA, 1157 nt
Organism: Pogonomyrmex barbatus (red harvester ant)
Lineage: Eukaryota; Metazoa; Arthropoda; Insecta; Hymenoptera; Formicidae
Gene: Cyt-b5
Product: Cytochrome b5
Cellular component (GO): membrane; intracellular membrane-bounded organelle
Molecular function (GO): heme binding
Source: RefSeq, a predicted model, not a curated record